AUGACAGAUGAGCAGGGACGGCUGCUCGCAAUUGGCUCCGAUGCGGAUGCAGGUGUCUCCCAGUUCUCUCAAGAUGAGGCUGUCGCCUCGGAGGAAAACGGGUUCCAAGAUCUGGUGCCGACCAGCCUCGCGGAGCUGACGGACAGUGAAGAGGUGCACACUGCACACUUCGUGGAGGGUGACUUCUUCCCUGAGGAAUCCUCCGCCCCUGCAGAGCUGCAGAGUGGCGAGGACCGCAAUGACGCCUCCACAGACUUGUUGCAGGAAUCAUCGCUCCUGUCGGCCGCACCUCCGCCUGAGAAAAGGGCGCCGUGCGAUGGCAGCGACGAUGCAGGCAGUGAAGCACGUCCUUUGCCGCCCCUAGAGACACGUCGUCCUGUUAAACGCGUGCGCUGGGCGGAUGAAGGUGUUACUGGGACGCCGUUGGUCAGGCGUGCCACAACCUUCCUUUUACUUCACAUAGACAAAAACCAGCAGCAGUCGCCGCCGCCGCUGCAGCAGCAGCAGCAGCAAGCCAUUGAGCUGGACAAGGUGUCCCAAGCUCUUUCGCCACCCCCUGUGCUUCGCGAGGAGAAAAACGGCGACGGGAGGAUUUAUCUUUCCUGCAAAGCACUUCGUCCGGCUCGCCGCUUCGUCCUUUGGAAGCGCAGCAAAGGGGCGACUGACGCUGCCGCAGAAGAGCUUCCAUUUAAACUACAACCACCUGGAAACAGUUCCGCGGCACGCAGUGUUACUUUGUUAGCUGCUCUUCACCCUCCGUAUCGCGCGGAACAUGUGGGGCCAGCAGUGCUGAUGCGCAGUGCCACUAUAUCGCAGAGCGCAAAGAAGGGAGAGGCACUCUGUGAUGGGGGGCUGCAGAUGCCAAUGGUGCGUCCCUCGGGGCUGCGUAACGUUCCCUUGCUUAUUCCACUGUAG
This is a messenger RNA of Trypanosoma conorhini, 915 nucleotides long. RefSeq lists its product as uncharacterized. NCBI's taxonomy places the organism in Eukaryota, Euglenozoa, Kinetoplastea, Trypanosomatida, Trypanosomatidae. Bases 1 to 915 code for a protein of 304 amino acids. The record is from RefSeq and is a predicted model, not a curated record. The transcript has a single exon.